UCCCCCGCCUUCUUCCUCCUCUCGGCUCUUUCGUUUCUUCACUGAACCUGUAAAGCAGAAACGCAGGUUCCUUCCGUCGUUUUCUUCUUCUUCCUCCUCAGUUCUUCCUGUGAACCCAGUCCUCCUCCCGCUCCGGUUCUUCUUCUUCUUCUUCAGCUACUGUUUGAGGGGUUUCAUAUCACCAUCUGCUAGAUUGGAAAAACGUAGGAAUUCGAACUUGGAUGCAUAAGCCCCGGCCACACUUUUAGUUGCUUGAUUAAAGACUGCCCUUUUAGUUGUUAUGAUGCUAAUUUUUUUUUAAUUUGUAAUAAAUUUGUUUAUACGUACGAAUGUGAAUUUAUAUUUAAAAUAUUCAGACCGGGAUUAAGGAUGUUGCCUGUCGAUCCGACAAAGAAGCUGUCUUUUACUCGCUCCAUUAAUGAUGGAGAUUUGGUCAUUGUCUAUGAGAAGUAUGAUACGAUGAAAGCUGUCAAAGUGUGUGCCGGUUCUGUUCUCGAAAACCGGUUCGGUUUGUUUAAGCAUUCGGACUGGAUAGGGAAGCAGUUUGGUUCCAAGGUUUUCAGCAGCAAGGGCGGAUUUGUUUACCUGUUGGCUCCGACACCCGAGCUUUGGACUUUGGUUUUAAGCCACAGGACUCAGAUUCUGUACAUUGCGGACAUUAGCUUUGUGAUCAUGUUCUUGGAGUUGGUUCCGGGAUGUUUGGUUCUCGAGUCGGGGACUGGGAGUGGAUCUUUGACUACUUCACUUGCAAGGGCUGUUGCUCCUAGAGGACAUGUCUAUACGUUUGAUUUCCAUGAACAACGCGCGGUCUCUGCUAGGAUGUUUAACUCUUAUAGGGAGGAUUUUGAGAAGACGGGAUUAAGCAACGUGAUCACUGUAGGAGUUAGAGAUAUUCAGGGUGAAGGGUUUCCGGAUGAUUUUUCUGGAAGGGCAGAUUCUGUCUUCCUGGACCUACCCCAACCCUGGCUGGCCAUCCCUUCAGCUGCGAAAAUGUUGAAGCAAGAUGGGGUAUUAUGCUCCUUCUCCCCGUGUAUUGAGCAGGUGCAACGAGCAUCAGAGACUAUGAGGUCAAGCUUUACGGAUAUAAGGACGUUUGAGAUUCUCCUUCGCACAUAUGAAGUUCGAGAAUGGAAAUUGGAUGACUUCCAGGGAGAUGAAGCUGGUUCCGUUGGAUCUCAUCCACGUAAAAGGCGGCAGCGAUCAAGUGAAGGAAGCAAUGCGCAGGAAACUACAGGAUCUCCCACGGUCAUGGCCAGGCCGUGCAGUGAGACCAGAGGCCACACCGGCUAUUUGACAUUUGCAAGACUCAAAUGCCUCUCAUAAAGUAUGCAAUUGUAAUCUAGUUAUAGACACACAGCCUGGUUCCAAAUAGUUGGGAUGAGGUUUCGUUUUUGCUGUUUCUGCAACGUGAAUUAUUCCGCUGAUUCGGAAAUUUAGAAAAAAUUUAAUGGAGAAAUGCAUUGUCCAUUUUUUGCGUUC
This is a messenger RNA of Malus domestica (apple), 1479 nucleotides long. Lineage: Eukaryota; Viridiplantae; Streptophyta; Magnoliopsida; Rosales; Rosaceae. The record is from RefSeq and is a predicted model, not a curated record.